Molecule: messenger RNA, 1804 nt
Organism: Pungitius pungitius (ninespine stickleback)
Lineage: Eukaryota; Metazoa; Chordata; Actinopteri; Perciformes; Gasterosteidae
Gene: ift57
Product: intraflagellar transport 57 homolog (Chlamydomonas)
Exons: 11
Coding region: 312-1586 (424 amino acids)
Biological process (GO): intraciliary transport; non-motile cilium assembly
Cellular component (GO): centrosome; Golgi apparatus; intraciliary transport particle B
Source: RefSeq, a predicted model, not a curated record
GACGCUUUAGUUACGUCACACAGGGGAAAACCAAUGAUGCUGGUGUUGAGAAUACAACAAUGCUAACAGCUAGCUAGUCCCGUUAGCUGAUGUAACUUCCUCAGCCUACUACCACUGUGGGUUUAUAAAGUGUGAACAUCACUAAAGCUCUUCCACAAUGUUAAUCUCAUCCUCGACGAGACCUGAAAAUACAUUUGAAACGUAAUUUCGCGGGCGGCUAGCUCCUAGCUGACCGGCUAGCGCUAGCUUAGCUCCCGUUGCCUGACAACGGGAGAGGAAGCCAAAACAAACCGGCUGGCUACAGCUAGCGGAUGCUAACGAGCGGAGAUACGACGAUGGCGGACGACGGCAGACGAGGAGACGAAGACGACCGCGGCCCCGGAGCCGCUCACCGGGUCUUCGUCGCGAUGGAGUUUCUGCUGGAGAAGCUGAAGGCGCUGAAUUACGAGGAGGAAGUUCUGACCAAGCACAACAUGAAAAGUCUCUCCAGGCAUUAUUUUGUCUCCAGUCCCUUCCUGUCCUCCAACCCGGGCGAGCAGUUCUACAUGUUCACCGUCAUCGCGGCGUGGCUCAUCAACGAGGCGGGGAGGCCGUUCGCCGCGCCGCAGGAGUACGACGAGCCCAACGCCACCGUCUCCAACAUCCUGGCAGAGCUCAGGGCUUUGGGGGUCAAGGUGGACUUCCCGCCCUCCAAACUGAAGGCGGGUUCGGGCGAACACGUCUGCUUCGUGCUGGAUCGGCUGGCCGACGAGGCUUUGAGGAGGCGGAGCUUCUCUUUCAGGAGACCAAACUACCCGACAGAAACCACAGAAGAAGAGUCCGUGAUGGAGGACGACGCCGAGCUGACGCUCAGCAAAGUGGAGGAGGAGAUGAUCGAGGAGCCUGACGAGGAGGAGGAGGACAACGUGAUGGACCUGGAGGCUCUGAAGCUACGAACCAGCCACCCCGAAGCAGAGACGUCCUCCAAACCGGACGAGAUCCUGGAGGCGACGGUGGACGCAGCGGAGUGGAACCUGGAGGUGGAGCGAGUCCUCCCCCAGCUCAAAGUCACCGUGAGGACGGACAACAAGGACUGGAGGAUCCACGUGGACCAGAUGCUUCAGCACAGAGACGGGAUCAAGUCCUCGCUCCAAGAGGCCAAGACCUACCUGGACAAGCUGCAGGAGGACAUCAGCAGGACCUUGGAGAAGGUGAGCAGCAGAGAGAAGUACAUCAACGGGCAGCUGGAGCAUCUGAUCCAGGAGCACCGCAGCGCUCAGUCCAAGCUCAGCGAGGCUAAAGAGUCCUACCAGCAGGCCAGUGGGGGGGUGACUGAGAGGACCAGAGUCCUGGCACAGAUCAGCGAGGAGCUGGAGAGGGUGAAGCAGGAGAUGGAGGAGAAGGGCAGCAGCAUGUCUGAUGGAGCUCCGGUGGUGAAGAUCAAGCAGAGUUUGACGAAGCUGAAGCAGGAGGUGCUCCAGAUGGACGUGAGGAUCGGCGUGGUGGAGCACACGCUGCUGCAGGCCAAGCUGAAGGAGAAGUCCAACAUGACGCGGGACAUGAACGCCACCAACCUCCAGGAGGCCGCCGCCGGCCCCUUCUGCUAGCCCCACCCGUCUGCUAGCCCCACCCGUCUGCUAGCCCCACCCGUCUGCUAGCUCCACCUCCACCACGGCCCCGUCUGUUAGGGACCAGCUCCAAACUUUUAAACUUCAGACACAUUUGCAGCCUGAAGUCAUUCAAAUAUUUGUAUCUUUGUCCUAAAUGUCCUGUAUUUUUUAAAUAUUUUUGUUGUAUAUGACACUGAAUAAAAUGCUUGGGCGUU